This is a messenger RNA of Polistes canadensis, 2365 nucleotides long. RefSeq names its product SUMO-activating enzyme subunit 2 (gene Uba2). The transcript has 8 exons. The record is from RefSeq and is a predicted model, not a curated record. Gene Ontology annotation, molecular function: SUMO activating enzyme activity. Gene Ontology annotation, cellular component: SUMO activating enzyme complex; cytoplasm. Gene Ontology annotation, biological process: protein sumoylation. Bases 46 to 2088 code for a protein of 680 amino acids. Lineage: Eukaryota; Metazoa; Arthropoda; Insecta; Hymenoptera; Vespidae.
AGCCUAUAUAGUGCGUCAAACGUAAAAUACUUUUUGGCGUGAAAAAUGGCGGCAGAGAUUGACGGUGUUUUUACUGAAAAUUUGAAAAAUGAAAUACUUAAAAGUAAAGUUUUGGUUGUUGGUGCAGGAGGAAUCGGUUGUGAGAUUUUAAAAAAUCUUGUAAUGUCCGGUUUCAGCGAUAUUGAAAUCGUUGAUAUGGAUAUUAUCGAAGUAAGUAACUUAAACAGACAAUUUUUAUUUCAAAAAAAACAUGUGGGAAGAUCUAAAGCUGAAGUCGCUAAGGAAACAGCUUUAACUUUCAAUCCUAAUGUUAAAAUACUUCAUUAUCAUGAUAGUAUUACGUCGCCAGACUAUGGAUUAUUAUUCUUCAAAAAAUUCUCAUUAGUUAUGAAUGCUCUCGAUAAUAGAGCUGCAAGAAAUCAUGUCAACCGUAUGUGCUUAGCGGUUAAUGUGCCAUUAAUUGAAUCUGGAACGGCAGGUUACGAAGGACAAGUAGAACUGAUUAAGAAAAAUCUCAGUCAAUGUUAUGAAUGUACUCCUAAAGCAGCGCAAAAAACCUAUCCAGGAUGUACAAUACGUAAUACACCCAGUGAAACAAUUCACUGUAUCAUAUGGGCAAAGCAUCUUUUUAAUCAGUUAUUUGGCGAAGUAGAUCCUGAUCAAGAUGUUUCACCCGAUGUAGCAGAUCCUGAAGCAUUUGAUUUAUCUGUACAACCCAAUUUAAAGCAAUUAUUUGAGAAAAAAAAUUUUAGUCGAAAAUCAACAAGAGAAUGGGCAAAGACGUGUAAUUACGAUCCCGAAAAAUUGUUUACCAAAUUUUUUAAUGAAGAUAUUAAAUACCUACUCAGUAUGGACAAUUUAUGGAAAAAAAGAAGACCUCCAACACCUUUAGAUUGGUCUAAUUUACCUGAUGGAGUACCUGGAUCUAGUAAAGAAAUAUCAGAACCUGGAUUAAAAGAUCAACAACGUUGGAGUAUUGCUAAAUGUGGAAGUGUUUUUGCCCAAUCUAUAAUUAAUUUAAGAAAAAAAUUGAAAACUGAAUCAACGCUAGACAAUCAUCUUGAAUGGGAUAAAGAUUAUCCUCUUAUAUGGGAUAAAGAUGAUCAAGAUGCUAUGGAUUUUGUUGCUUCGUGUGCUAAUAUUCGAGCAUAUAUUUUUGGAAUACCACAGAAGACAAGAUUCGAAAUUAAAUCAAUGGCAGGAAAUAUAAUUCCAGCAAUAGCAACUUCAAAUGCAAUCAUUGCUGGAGUAGUUGUUUUACAUGCAUUCUUUAUUCUUGAAGACAAAUUAAAAGAAUGUAGAUCAGUAUACUUGCGUUUAAAAAUGAAUCAUAAAAAUCAAUUGUUAGUACCAGAAAAAUAUUUAAAUCCACCGAAUCCUAAAUGUUAUGUGUGCGCACCAGUGCCACAUGUAAUAUUAAUUACAGAUACAUACAGAAUGACUAUUCAACAACUCGAGGAGUUAGUAUUAAAGGACAGACUUAAUAUGAUUGGCCCAGAUGUUAUGAUAGACGGUCAAGGUGUAAUUGUUAUUAGUAGCGAAGAAGGAGAAACUAAAGAGAACAAUGAUAAAACUCUUAAACAAAUAGGAUUAAAAGAUGGUACAAUUUUAAAAGUCGAUGAUUUUCUUCAAAAUUAUGUAUUAAAAAUCACUAUAGUUCAUAAAAAGAAAUUAUGUCCGAAGAACAAACCUCCAGAUUUUGUAAUAGUAGCUAAUGAAGAAGAUCUUAAGCCGAAAAAAGAAAAAAAUGAUACUGAAAAACCAUCAACAUCUAACAUCAAAAAAUCGUCCGUUUUGCCAAUGGAUAAUGUUAAUACUGAUGGAGAAGUAGAUAUACAUAAGAAACGUAAAACUGAUGCAAGUAAUGAUAACAACAUAUUACCCAAAAAACGAAAAAUCGAUAAUGAAGGUAAUGGUAAGGGUAAUGGUGAAGGUGAUAAUGAAGGUGAGGUUGAAGGUGAUGAUGAAGCUGAUGAAGAUGAUUAUGAAGAUGAUGAUGAUGAGGAGGAUAGUGGUGAAGAUAUUUCUAUCAUAGAAGAUAAAACAGCUAAGUCUACAGAUGACGAUUGUAUGAUUGUAAACGAUUAAGUCACCAAGCAACAACUUAAAAACAUUAUAAUUAAAAGUUACUAUGAAAAUAUCUGUUACAAGAUAAAUGAACAUAAUCAGAGUAAUUGGUAAUUAUUCAUUUUCUUUUUCGUAUUUGAAUUUAAAGCAAUAUGGAAGUUAAGUUUGAUUAAGUGUGUCCCGAAUUUAAAUACACACAAAAAAGUGUUAGAAGUCAAUUGGUAAAAUACAUAUGUGUAUAUAUCCAAAGCAGUUUUGAUAUUCAAAUAAACAACAAAAUAAAUAAAUCAAUAAAAAA